UUAUAGACAGGGAGAAAGACAGAGACAGAGGAGACUCCGAGAGAUUGGGAGAGUGGAAAACAGGACAAGAGAGAGAUAGAAAGAAAAACAGGAAACAGAAACCCAGAAAGAGGGACCCAGAGAGAGCCAGAGGCAGGCUCAGGUGGCAGGCAAUGGGCACUGUGGGAUCCAUUGCCCAAGGGCCUAGGGUGACCCUGAAGACUUCCACUGGGGCUCCCCUGCUGCUCAUGGGGCUGCUGACCACAGGCCUGGCCCAGUUGGCAGUUCCUGCAUCAACCCCCCGAGGCUUCUGGGCCCUGCCUGAAAACCUGACAGUAGUGGAGGAGUCCUCUGUCAAGCUGCAGUGCGGGGUCAGUGCCCCUGGCAGUGUAGUGCAGUGGGCCAAAGAUGGGCUACUCCUGGGCCCUGACCGCAGGAUCCCAGGCUUCCCAAGGUACCACUUGGAAGGAGACCCUGCUAGAGGUGAAUUCCACCUCCACAUCGAAGCAUGUGACCUCAGUGAUGACGCAGAGUAUGAGUGCCAGGUCGGCCGCUCUGAGAUGGGUCCUGAACUCGUGUCUCCCAGAGUGACCCUCUCCAUCCUGGUUCCUCCCAAGGUGCUUCAGCUGACCCCGGAGGCAGGGAGCACAGUCACCUGGAUAGCUGGGCAAGAGUAUGAGGUCACCUGUGUAUCUGGAGAUGCAAAGCCAGCACCUGACAUCACUUUCCUCCAGAGUGGACAAACCAUAUCUGGCAUCUCUGCUAACGUGAAUGAGGGGUCCCAGGAGAAACUCUUCACCACAGAAGCCACAGCCAGGGUGAUACCCCAGAGCUCAGAUAAUGGGCAGCUGCUGGUCUGUGAGGGGUCCAGCCCAGCUUUGGACACCCCCAUCAAGGCCUCAAUCACCAUGAAUGUUCUGUUCCCCCCAGGAUCCCCUGUCAUCGAGUGGCCAGGCCUGGAUGAGGGGCAUGUUCGGGCAGGGCAGAGCUUGGAGCUGCCGUGUGUGGCCCGAGGGGGGAAUCCCUUAGCCACCUUGCAGUGGUUGAAGAAUGGCCAGCCCAUGUCCACAGCAUGGGGCACAGAGCACACCCAGGCAGUGGCCCGCAGUGUACUGGUGAUGAUUGUGAAGCCAGAAGACCAUGGAGUGCGCCUCAGCUGUGAGGCACACAAUAGCGUGUCUACAGGGACCCAGGAACACAGCAUCAUGCUGCAGGUUUCCUUUCCCCCCAGUGCCAUUACUAUCCUGGGAUCUGCAUCCCAGUCUGAGAACAAGAAUGUGACGCUCUCUUGUGUCACCAAGUCCAGUCGUCCACGGGUCUUGCUGCGAUGGUGGCUGGGCUGGCGGCAGCUUCUGCCUACGGAGGAGACAGUCAUGGAUGGCCUGCAUGGCGGCCACAUCACCAUGUCCAAUCUGACGUUCUUAGCGCGGCGGGAGGACAACGGUCUGACGCUCACAUGUGAGGCCUUCAGCGAGGCCUUCACCAAGGAGACCUUCAAGAAGUCACUUACCCUGAAUGUGAAAUAUCCCGCCCAGAAGCUAUGGAUUGAGGGACCCCCAGAGGGGCAGAGCCACCGGGCUGGGACCCGGGUGAGGCUGAUGUGUUUGGCCAUCGGGGGCAACCCAGAGCCCUCCCUCACCUGGUACAAGGAUUCGCGCACCGUGAGCGAGUCGCGGCUGCCCCAGGAGCCGCGGCGGGUGCAGCUGGGAAGUGUGGAGAAGUCCGGGAGCACCUUCUCGCGUGAGCUGGUGCUGGUCACAGGUCCGUCGGACAACCAGGCCAAGUUUACGUGCAAGGCCGGCCAGCUCAGCGCGUCCACGAAGCUCGUCGUGCAGUUUCCGCCAACUAACUUGACGAUCCUGGCCAACGUGUCGGCGCUGCGCCCGGGGGAUGCUUUAAACUUGACAUGCGUCAGCAUUAGCAGCAACCCGCCGGUCAACUUGUCCUGGGACAAGGAAGGAGAGAGGCUGGAAGGUGUGACAGCCUCUCCCCGAAGUGCCCCGUUCAAAGGCUCCGCAGCGGCCAGGAGCGUCCUUUUGCGAGUAUCAUCCCGCGACCAUGGCCACCGCAUGACCUGCCGCGCCCACAGUGCUGAGCUCCGCGAAACCGUGAGCUCUUCCUACCGCUUCAACGUGCUGUACCCUCCAGAGUUCCUGGGGGAGCAGGUGCUCGUGGUGACAGCGGUGGAGCAGGGUGAGGCACUGCUUCCAGUGUCAGUGUCUGCUAACCCCGCACCCGAGGCCUUCAACUGGACGUUCCGCGGCUAUCGCCUCAGUCCAGCUGGCGGCCCCCGGCAUCGCAUCCUGUCUGGCGGGGCUCUGCAGUUGUGGAAUGUGACCCGCGCCGACGAUGGCUUCUAUCAACUUCACUGCCAGAACUCGGAGGGCACAGCUGAAGCGCUAGUGCGUCUGGACGUGCACUAUGCUCCCACCAUCCGCGCACUCCAGGACCCCACUGAGGUGAAUGUUGGGGGUUCUGUGGACAUAAUCUGCACCGUUGAUGCCAAUCCCAUCCUCCCAGGGAUGUUCAACUGGGAGAAGCUGGUGAGGACCCAACUUUUGGUGAAUGGAGGUGAUUUCUUGACUGGGGAAGAGGAGGAGGACCAGAGUCUGGAUGACAUGGAGAAGAUAUCAAAGGGGGCCACAGGGCGUCUGCGGAUUCAACGUGCCAAACUCACCCAGGCUGGCGCUUACCAGUGCAUUGUGGACAAUGGGGUGGCACCUCCAGCCCGAGGGCUCAUCCGUCUUGUUGUCAGAUUUGCCCCCCAGGUGGACCAUCCCACUCCUCUAACUAAAGUGGCUGCAGCGGGAGACAGCACCAGUUCUGCCACACUCCAUUGCCGUGCCCGAGGUGUCCCCAACAUUGUCUUCACUUGGACCAAAAACGGAGUCCCUCUGGAUCUCCAGGAUCCCAGGUACACAGAACACACAUACCACCAGGGUGGAGUCCACAGCAGUCUCCUGACCAUUGCCAAUGUGUCUGCAGCCCAGGAUUAUGCCCUCUUCACGUGCACAGCCACCAACCCCCUCGGCUCAGACCACACCAACAUCCAACUCGUCAGCAUCAGCCGCCCGGACCCUCCAUUGGGAUUAAAGAUUGUGAGCAUGACCCCACACUCAGUGGGGCUGGAGUGGAAACCUGGCUUUGAUGGGGGCUUGCCACAGAGUUUCCGAAUCAGAUAUGAGGCCCUGGGGACUCCUGGGUUCCACUAUGUGGAUGUCCUACCACCUAAGGCCACCACCUUCACACUGACUGGGCUACAGCCUUCUACCCGGUACAGGAUCUGGCUGCUGGCCAGCAACGCCCUGGGAGAUAGUGGCCUGGCUGACAAGGGGGCCCAGCUUCCCAUCACUACCCCAGGCCUGGACCAGACGUCUGGAGAAUCUGAUGUCCAGUUGCCCACAGAGGAGCCUGCAGGACCCUCAGGGUUGCCCCUGCUGCCUGUGCUGUUUGCUAUUGGGGGUCUUCUGCUGCUUUCCAAUGCCUCCUGUGUUGGGGGAUUCCUCUGGCAGCGGAGAAUGAAGCAUCUUGCUAAGGGCCUCUCAGAGAAGACAGACACAGGGUCGGAGGAGGACCGAGUCAGGAAUGAAUAUGAGGAGAGCCAGUGGACGGGAGAUCGGGACACGCGAAGCUCCAUGGUUAGCACAACAGAAGUGGAGCCAUAUUACCACUCCAUGAGAGACUUCAUCCCCCAGCUGUCCCCCAUGCUUGAGGAGGUGUCUUAUUCCCAGGGCAUCACAGGUCUUGAAGAUCAGGAUAUGGCCUUUCCUGGGCACUUGUAUGAUGAGGUGGAAAGAAUGUACAUCCCGCCAGGGACCUGGGGACCCCUCUAUGAUGAAGUGCAUAUGGGCUCCAGUGACCUCCGCUGGCCUGAGGAGAAGUAUGAGAAUCCAAGAGGAAUCUAUGAUCAGGUGGCAGGAGACGUGGACACUGUGGAACCUGAUUCUCUACCCUUUGAGCUAAGGGGACAUCUGGUGUGAGAGCCUGCUCAAUAUCCUCCCCCCCCCACCACAGGAUCUAAUUUUUCAAUGGUCCUUUUCUAUCCAUCCUGGGAUGAGCUUAUUCAGUAAGCUUCAUAAGACACCAAAAGCUCUGGCCUUUUCCAGAUCAGGACAUAGAGGGAUGUGUAGGUGACAGAAGAUGAUUUAAGCUGAUGUCACAGUAUACACAAAGCUCCUCCUGGAGUUGGCUUUGGAAACUAAACUUCUCCAAAGAGACAGAGUGAAUUGUAAAUCACAUCUCAAAAAUGAAGAGAUGCUCUGAGGAUGUGUAUGCUUUUGAAGUAAAUUUUUUAGAUGUGGGAAAAGACAAAUUAAAAACUCCAUUAUUUUGAGUUCAGUUAAAACUGAAAUGCUAAUAGUAAGUGGAAUUUAUGAACCAUUACUAUGUCCUAUAUAUUCUUGUUUUAUUAUUUUCCAGUUAUCUAAAACAUAAUGUAUAAACUAUGACCCACAUGUAAGCAUCAGUAGACUCUACAGAAAAUAAAGUAGACUAUUAAAAGAAGCUCGAUGCAAAAGAAUAGAUACUGUAUGCUUUCGUUUAUAGAAAUUCUACAACAGGCAAAACUAAUCUGUGGUGACAGAGAGCAGAUCAGUGGUUCCCUGGGGCCAUGAGAGGGGAAAGAAACAUUUUUUUUUUUGAGACAGAGUUUCACUUUUUCGCCCUCGUGCCAUGGUGUCAUAGCUCAGACCAACCUCAAACUCUUGGCCUCAAGUUUUUCAUUUUUAGUAGAGACAGGGUCUCACUCUUGCUCAGGAUGGUCUCGAACUCCUGAGCUCAAGCGAUCCACCUGCCUCCUAAAGUGCUGGGAUUACAGGUGUGAGCCACCGAGACUGGCCAGGAAAGAAACUUUUGAAGGUGAUGGAAGAUACUCUAUGUCAUGUUUGUGGUGUGGUAACACAGAUGCACAGAUUUGUCAAAACUCAUUGAACUGUACACUUAAUGAUGAUGGGUACAUUUCAAUGCACAUAAAUUACAUCUCAAUAGAAAUGAUUUUAAAAAACAAGUUCCAUAAUAAAGCAGCCCAGUAAGAGAAUCCUCAUUUUUUAUAUUGAACAGCAGGAUGACAGAGAAAUCUGCCUAUAUCUAUGAAGAAUGGAGCAUGUAUAGUUAAGGAUGAUCUUUCUUUCUAGUUGAUUAAUAAUGUUAUCAAAGCUUUUUAGUUAAAUUGUUUGUUAAUAUAUUAGUUUUUCAGCCCAGACUAUCAAUAAAAUAAAUUUUUG
Messenger RNA from Nycticebus coucang (slow loris), 5201 nucleotides. It is a transcript of the gene NPHS1, whose product is annotated as NPHS1 adhesion molecule, nephrin. NCBI's taxonomy places the organism in Eukaryota, Metazoa, Chordata, Mammalia, Primates, Lorisidae. The transcript has 29 exons. The coding region runs from base 153 to 3959 and encodes 1268 amino acids. Gene Ontology annotation, cellular component: cell-cell junction. Gene Ontology annotation, molecular function: cell adhesion molecule binding. The record is from RefSeq and is a predicted model, not a curated record. Gene Ontology annotation, biological process: cell-cell adhesion.